Talaromyces stipitatus ATCC 10500 is the source of this 1508-nucleotide messenger RNA. RefSeq names its product mating locus protein, putative. The transcript is spliced from 4 exons. The record is from RefSeq and is a predicted model, not a curated record. NCBI's taxonomy places the organism in Eukaryota, Fungi, Ascomycota, Eurotiomycetes, Eurotiales, Trichocomaceae. The coding region runs from base 1 to 753 and encodes 250 amino acids.
AUGGACAGAAACAUCGAGAAGUUGCUUAUGUGGCUCGGUGCCAUGCACCAGAACCCAUCUAAUCCUCCGUCGCGUCGCUAUCAGGCUUACUACAUUCUGAAUUUCUAUGGACAACAUCGCAAUCCCUACCGUCUUAUGGCACAGGUUACUUCUAUGUGUAAAGAAGAGUUGCUUCUCCCUAAACCUUCUAUCAUGACCUCAAGCCCUGAGUCUUCAUCUCUCGUCAAGCUCUGGGGAAAGCAGAUUGAGAAUGUUGUCGAUGAGUUUUUCAUUGUGCCAGCCAUUUCUGACUUUGAAGCUCAUCCCUUCGAGUUGUUCAGUUGUUUACCUCCAGACUUUGAGGGACGCUUGGAUCCAGAAACAAACCUCAAAGCCCACAACAAAAUGCUGGUUUAUGAACGCAUUGGCCAACAGAAACUCAUGGAGCUUACAAAGCGCUUUGGCUAUCAUUAUGUUUUUCGAGCUGGCCUACGUGAAUACUUCCUCACGAAGCUCAUUGCUGAAUACUACAACUUCAUGAGAGUAGACAAUCGCAGCGAUGAAUGGCGUCAGCGUACCCAGAUGACCUUUUAUGAUCUUCUCGACAAGCAUCCAAACAUGAAGUUGGAUGAGCUGAGAAUUGUCAUCGCUGGAGCUCAAGCUUAUCCCUAUGAUAUCCUGCUCUUCCGCAACUGGUUGAUUAGAAGCCGCCGGUCGUACCACGCAAUGCAAGCAUGCAUUUCUAUCAUGACAGAUGACUCUUCUGAAUUGUAAAUAUCCGCUCAGAAUGUUGGUCUUGAUACGAGAUCCUUUGAGGAUCUAGAGCAGAGAAUGUCUAGUUAAGCCACACUCACCAAAGUCUUGCAAUGCAAGAAGACAUCUCUCAUUCCUCUAGCAUGUACUGAAUGACUUCUCCAAUCGACUCCAAUCAUCUCUCAGAUCGGCGGCAUGGUCUAUCACUUCAUUGAAGACAAAAAGAUCGAUUUCCAAAUGGUCUCCAUGUACGACAAAGGCCAGGUCAAUACUGAUGAGCUUCUCACGAUCUCUUCUUUGAUAUUUUCUUCUUCUUCAUACAUAUCAUUGGUUUUCUUCUUUCUAUUGCAUUCUGGUGUUUCUUUAUCAUUGCUUUUUCUCUUCGUCGACAUGUCCUUUUCUAUCAGAUAGCAAAGACGCUAUCGAUUCAGCACAAAAAAGAGUCACGAAAAGAGGGAAAGCAGAAGGUUGGGGAGGCAACUCAUUGCACGCAUGGCGAAAUGAAUCACGAUUCUUACGGCGAUCAGAUACACAGGUGGCGCAUGCUUAGGUGUGGGUUUACAAGCGAUGGCAUUCAAUCAAGGAUGCAAUAAUGGGUGGAUGUGAAAAAGGGGAUGGUGUAAGCGUCCUCUCUACGGAGGACGCUACGAUAUCUUUGUUUUAAUUUUUCCUAUGUUACUAUUUGCAUGCACUCAUUGACGAUUAAGACUUGACUGUGACAACAAUGUCAAAUUAGCGCGCUUUAGGUAGAGAAUGGAAUGAAAACUAGAGACGAG